Messenger RNA from Colius striatus (speckled mousebird), 1369 nucleotides. It is a transcript of the gene MRAP2, whose product is annotated as melanocortin 2 receptor accessory protein 2. The record is from RefSeq and is a predicted model, not a curated record. Gene Ontology annotation, biological process: regulation of adenylate cyclase-activating G protein-coupled receptor signaling pathway; protein localization to plasma membrane. The transcript has 7 exons. Gene Ontology annotation, molecular function: type 4 melanocortin receptor binding; type 5 melanocortin receptor binding; corticotropin hormone receptor binding. Bases 583 to 1203 code for a protein of 206 amino acids. NCBI's taxonomy places the organism in Eukaryota, Metazoa, Chordata, Aves, Coliiformes, Coliidae. Gene Ontology annotation, cellular component: endoplasmic reticulum; plasma membrane.
GGAAGGCGGGAGCGGGCAUCAGCGCCGCCGGCCGCGCCGCCCCUUGUCUCGCCUCGCUUCGCCCGGCUGUCCCCCUCAGAGGAGCUCCGUGAGGCUGCGCCUUUCGUCCGCGAUGAAGCGGCGCUUCGGGGGCUGGGCUGUCAGGGCGGACCGGUGGCAAGAUUGGGUAUUCCCUUGAAAAGACCCCAAGUUUGAUCUCAAAUCCUGCCCAUCUGGGAUCUUGAGAAUUAUCAAGAAGCAAGGGCCAUUUGGUUAAGUACUUCCUGCAGACUUCUUUCUCCUCAGUGCUUGGUCAGGUUCAGAGGUCGCUGUUGCUGGGUCUGUACAAGGCCAAGUUUCAAAUGUACACAAAACCAGCUUUGCCUUUGUGGCCCCAGUGGUGGUGUGAGCCAUGAAGUUGUGCUUCAGAUGUGAUGUGUGUCCAGUUAUCCAUUCACAGUGACUCAUUUUGAAAGGGGCACAUUGCAGCUGUUUGUUAGCACGGAGAAACUGGGUUGAAAAGGACCUCUGGUGGUCAUCUGAUCAAGCCUUCUACUCAAGGCAUGUUCAACUAGAUCAGGUGUAUUGUUACUGAGGUACAAGAUGUCUGCUCUGAGGCUGAUUUCUAACAGAACCUCCCAGCAUGCCUUGUCCAACUCUGACUACACCUGGGAGUACGAGUACUACGAGUACGGACCGGUGUCGUUUGAAGGCCUCAAGGCUCAUAAAUAUUCCAUCGUGAUUGGAUUUUGGGUUGGUCUGGCGGUUUUUGUCAUCUUCAUGUUUUUUGUGCUGACCCUGCUGACGAAGACAGGAGCACCACAUCAGGACAAUGCAGAACCUUCCGAGAAGAGAUUCCGCAUGAACAGCUUUGUGGCAGAUCUGGGAAGGCCUCUGGAGUCCGAGAGGGUCUUUUCUCGUCAGGUAGCUGAAGAAUCCCAGUCACUUUUCCACUUCUGUAUUAAUGAAGUAGAACACCUGGACAAAGCCAAACAAAGUCAGAAAGGUCCAGGUCUGGAAAGUACCAUCCGCUUCCAGGAAGGUCCCAGGAGCAGUGGAAUGUUUGAGGAGGACUUAAACUGUCUCACAAAAUUUAACAUCCCCAACUUUGUGAACACUGAGCAGAACUCCUCCCUAGGUGAGGAUGAUCUCCUCAUCUCAGAACCACCCAUCAUUUUAGAGAGCAAAUUGGUCAUGCACUCUUCCCAUCGCAUCCUCGACUGAAAAGUCUUGUACUCGAGGUAAAUACUGUCCUUGGUGUGCAGGCUGAAGCCUUUCCUUGGCCUUUUGGUCUUUGAGAGAGGGUAUUUCACACCUGUGCUUUUUACUGUAAGACUGCCUGUGCUGACAGAACUCGGCUUACACAAGAAGUAAAGCACUGACAGCUUUA